Orcinus orca (killer whale) is the source of this 1989-nucleotide messenger RNA. It is a transcript of the gene PARVA, whose product is annotated as parvin alpha. The record is from RefSeq and is a predicted model, not a curated record. Lineage: Eukaryota; Metazoa; Chordata; Mammalia; Artiodactyla; Delphinidae. The transcript has 14 exons. Gene Ontology annotation, cellular component: cytoplasm; focal adhesion; actin cytoskeleton. The coding region runs from base 236 to 1354 and encodes 372 amino acids. Gene Ontology annotation, biological process: establishment or maintenance of cell polarity; cilium assembly; actin cytoskeleton organization. Gene Ontology annotation, molecular function: actin binding.
GCGGGAGACAGAGUAGCAGGUGGGUUCAGUUCAGCAAUCACUGAACCCUGGGUUGGAGCGAGGAACUCUGCUGAGUGCGGAGCCGGGGCAAGUACGGCCUCCAGGCUCCAGGGCUCCCAGGCUGAGAGGGUCAUACACACCGAAACAGCCGCAGCCUCAGUCCCGCCGCGCCCGCCGCGUCCGCCCGGCGCCCGCUCCGCGUCCCGACCGGCCCGCGGCUGCCCGCUUCGUCGCCAUGGCCACCUCCCCGCAGAAGUCGCCGUCUGUCCCCAAGUCCCCCACUCCCAAGUCGCCCCCGUCCCGGAAGAAAGAUGACUCCUUCUUGGGGAAACUCGGAGGAACUCUGGCCCGGAGGAAGAAAGCCAAGGAGGUGUCAGAGCUUCAGGAGGAGGGCAUGAACGCCAUCAACCUGCCCCUCAGCCCCAUCCCCUUCGAGCUGGACCCUGAGGACACAAUGCUGGAGGAGAACGAAGUGCGAACAAUGGUGGAUCCCAACUCACGCAGCGACCCCAAACUUCAAGAACUGAUAAAGGUAUUAAUUGACUGGAUUAAUGAUGUUUUGGUUGGAGAAAGAAUCAUUGUGAAAGACCUGGCUGAAGAUUUAUACGAUGGCCAAGUCCUGCAGAAGCUUUUUGAGAAACUUGAGAGUGAGAAGCUGAACGUCGCUGAGGUCACCCAGUCAGAGAUUGCCCAGAAGCAAAAGCUGCAGACUGUCCUGGAGAAGAUCAAUGAAACCCUGAAACUUCCUCCCAGGAGCAUCAAGUGGAAUGUAGACACUGUUCAUGCCAAGAGCCUGGUAGCCAUCUUGCAUCUGCUGGUUGCUCUGUCCCAGUAUUUCCGGGCACCAAUCCGACUCCCAGAUCAUGUUUCCAUCCAAGUGGUUGUGGUUCAGAAACGAGAAGGAAUCCUCCAGUCUCGGCAAAUCCAAGAGGAAAUAACUGGUAACACAGAGGCUCUUUCUGGAAGGCAUGAACGUGAUGCCUUUGACACCUUGUUUGACCACGCACCAGACAAGCUGAACGUGGUGAAAAAGACGCUCAUUACUUUCGUGAACAAGCACCUGAAUAAAUUGAACCUGGAGGUCACAGAACUGGAAACCCAGUUUGCAGAUGGGGUGUACCUGGUGCUGCUCAUGGGGCUCCUGGAGGGCUACUUCGUGCCCCUGCACAGCUUCUUCCUGACCCCGGACAGCUUUGAACAGAAGGUCUUGAACGUCUCCUUUGCCUUUGAGCUCAUGCAAGACGGAGGAUUGGAAAAGCCAAAACCACGGCCAGAAGACAUCGUCAACUGUGACCUGAAAUCCACACUGCGAGUGUUGUACAACCUCUUCACCAAGUACCGGAAUGUGGAGUGAGGGGCAGACUGGACCGUCCCCUGAACCGCCUUAACCUGCUUAUUCCUGUCUCUUGCUCUGUGCUCUCUCCCAAGUCCGCCUGCUCUAUUCCCAGAGAUAGUGGAAACUGAGAUUAGGAAGGAAAUGAUCAGUAACUCAGGGGGCUGACCCACACCUCCCAGGCUCUAAAGCUGACCCUGCAAUGGCUUGUGAAGGUUGUUGCCAUCCCAGUGCCAGGUCCAGAUUUCCCUCAGUGCGAUCUGGAACCAACUUAGGCACAAGAGCCCACCCACCCACCCACCCACCCUCAGAAGAUGAAAAUAAAGGUAAUAGUUACCAUUGAAUGGGUGUAACCUAUGGGCUGGGCACCACACUAAGUGCUCUGAGCUACUCAAACUCACAAAUACUCAUGACUCCCAUUGAAGCAGAUGUUAUCAGCCCCUUUUACAGAUAUGGAAACUGAGGCUCAGAGAGGUUACAUGACUUGCCAGUAGCUGCCAUUUGUUUUUCUUCUUUGAAGAACAUAUGUGUUAAUAUCCAGCCCGUUGCAUUACAGUCUCUGCACAUUCUAUCCUUGUGUGUGUGUGUGUGUGUGUGUGUGUGUGUGUGUGUGUGUGUGUGUGUGUGUGUGUGUGUGUGUGUGUGUGUGUGUGUGU